GAAAAAAUAUUUGUCAAUCUUUGUUUAUAAUAUUUGUCGUUUCUUAUUAAAUGGUGGAGAAAGAAUUUGAGAAUGUUGAACUCUUAGCUAAUUUUAAUUCCGGAAAACGAAAAUAUUACAUGCAACAAAGCUCUUGAUUAGGCAUUCGUGUUCUCACGCAUAUUAAAAAAUUAGAAUAAGUGCACAAAACUAAACGUGUAAAUACUUUAAUACUUUGUUUGUGGUAACAUAAGUGGUUUUUACUAGAGGCAUAAAUGGCCCACCGAAAUUGACGAAAUUCUUACGCACUCAUGCACGACUUUUGAUAUUGGGUCAUCACCGGAAUUCCAUAAAAUCAAAACUCAUUUGCUUUUGACAAAAUUCACUAUAUAGUCUUUUAUAGCGAAUUAAAAAAUGUCAGAUGGAUCACCGCCUCCAUCGAUUUGCUUUAUCCGUGCCGCUGAAUCGUACCCGAAGUCACAGAUGGAAAAGGAAGACUCCCAGUUACUUGUGCCCUUUCAGGAAUUGCCUGGUGAGUCUAUUAAGUACCUAGGUCGAACGGACGAUGGAAUCCUGGCCCUAUCAAAUUACCGCAUAUUCCUCUCAAAGAAGUCAACUGCCUUUGAGACAUACGUACCCCUGGGCCUUAUAGAAUCCGUGCAAGUACGAGACCCGUUUCAGUUGAUUGUCAAUUGCAAGGACGCCAGCACUGUGCGGUGCUCUUUCCAGACCACGGAACAAUGUGUGGAUUGGCAACGACGAAUACACUUGCUUAUAGGCGUUCCCCAAACAUUGGAAACUCUUUUCGCAUUUGGUUUUUACUCCUGGUCCAGCGACAUAUUCGGAAAUAGUAAUGAUAAUCCAAGUACAAACGGCUACAAGGGCAAAGACCGUUCUGCCCAACUUACAAACACGGCAGGUGUACAGACUCUUUUAAAUGUUGAGGCUGUACCCUCGGCUAGCAGUCGGCUACAACGAGACAUUAGUUAUGAUAACAACUUUAAAAACGAAGUCGCCCGUUUGGGAUUCGACCUCAAAGGAUCUUGGCGAGUCUCCACGGCCAACGCUGAUUUUAAACUGUGCCCCUCGUACCCACCCAGACUGCUCGUACCUUUUUGCAUCACCGAUGAAAUGCUCCACAACGUAGCUAACUUUCGUGGAUCGCGCAGACUGCCAGCGGUUGUCUGGCGCCACCAAAAGUCAGGCGCAAUUUUAGCUCGCUGCAGCCAGCCGGAGGUGGGUUGGCUUGGUUGGCGAAAUACCAAAGAUGAGCAGCUUCUCAAGGCGCUGACCGAUGCCUGUGCCUUUGACAGGGGGGAGCACGCAAGACGAUCGACAUUUGCCCACGCAAGCGCUCAUCAACCAACAGAUGCAAGAGACUUAAACGGUCAAUCUUCUUCAUCUGGAAAAAGUUCACCUUCAUUAGAGGAUUCUUCGCACGAGGAACUUACGUUAGACGAAAUUCGGAAAAUUUUAAUAGUAGAUGCCAGGAGCUAUACUUCAGCAGUUACAAAUCGGGCCCGCGGUGGAGGUUGUGAAUGCAUUGAGUACUAUCCCUGCGCCGAAAUUGAAUUCAUGAAUUUAGGUAACAUUCACGCUAUUCGUAAAAGUUUUCAUGCUGUCCGCCAGCUCUGUGCCUCAUCGCCAGACGAUCCAAAUUGGUUUGGGCAACUGGAAAAAACCAUGUGGAUGCAACACCUGUCAGGUUUACUGGGAGCCGCAAUGACGGUUGUACACACCAUAGAAAAGAACGGGCGUCCUGUACUAGUGCACUGUUCGGAUGGCUGGGACCGUACUCCGCAAAUUGUGGCAACAGCUCAGCUCUGUUUAGACCCUUACUACAGAACUGUUGAAGGAUUUCGCGUUCUGGUAGAACGUGAGUGGUUGAAUUUUGGUCACAAAUUCGCUGAUCGCUCUGGUAAUGGCCCCUAUUCUGACGAAGUGAAUGAAAGGUGUCCAGUUUUUUUGCAGUGGCUUGAUCUGGUUCACCAAAUACAGCGGCAAUAUCCAUGUUGUUUUGAGUUCAACGGAGGCUACCUGAUUAAAAUGGCGCAACAUUCGCUUUCCUGUCUUUUCGGAACUUUUCUUUGCAACUCGCUUAAAGAACGCCUUGAUAAUUCCAUAUUUGACCGAACAUUUUCGGUAUGGCCAUUUUUAGCGGACACUAUGUACAGAAAUCCUUUGUAUAAGCAUGAGACUGAAAAGGUUCUUUGGCCUGCACACAGUGUAAGAUUUUUACAUUUUUGGUCCGACCUAUACCUUGGUAGCUUAGGUAACAAAAACGGAAUUGAUCUGCCGCUACUUAGUAAUGAACGACCAAACGCUCAUCAGGGUUUCAUGGUAAAAGCGAGAUCUUCUGAAAAUCUAACAAUGAAUGAGCUGGGCCAAAGCACUAUUUCAAGGAGAUCUAGUGACCCAAACCUGGCCGUGGAAUCGAUUAUUACAGAAUGCCUUAAUAUUAAUAGCAACUCCAUGUUCGACCUAAGAUCUGAAGCAGACAUUAGUGUUAGGGAAAAUUUCCAAUAUGAUGUAAAAAACUCCAAAGACUUAGAGGUAGACGUAACGGAUGCAAAGAAAGAAGGCAAAAUUUGCCUUGAAAAUACUUUUUCUGAAACUCAGAACGACCAAAGUAAAGCUUCAAAACGUGAUAUAAUAAAUGUAGCACCACCAUUGCCAGCGCAAAGUAGUUUAAUGUGCUCGCGGAAUCAGAUUCAUAGAUCUGGAAGGAAUGUCCCCGCGUUCAAAAACUCUGGAAUUGAUCAAAGUCCCCCUUCAAAUGAUAAACAAAAGAGUGAUACAGGUCCAGCUUUUUGGCAAGGCCAAUGCGAUGUUAGUUCUGAUACCCUGAGUUCCAGAAUGCCAACAAAAAAAAACCAAAUGGAAAGUAAAACCAGGAACUUGGGUCUCGAAAGCCAUCAGAAAAAUAUAGACGCAGCGAGUGAGACACAAAGCAGUCAAAUAAAUUUAAGCUUCAAUAUUCUACCAAAAGUUCAUUUAAAACCGAAUGUGGGGCGGCGUUUAAGAACAGACUACGCGUUUCCGCAUCACCUUGACCUACAAGUGCCAAGGGAGAAUGCUGGUAGUAUAUAUAAACGAGUACAUCAUAGCCUUUCCAAGAACGAGAACAUAAAUGGGUCCGCAUUAGCUGCAAAUAGCAACAACUUUGAAGAAAGCCAAUACACGACGUUUGAAAGGACCGUUGGGAAGUCAUCGUUCGUCUGUUCAUCUGGGGCUCGAGUGCGAAGGAACACUUUUGGGUCAAGCUAUAGUCGCGACAUUGGACAUCUAAAAAUAACAGCGGAAAAUGGGAGCGGAAGCGGAAACCAUGUUACUUCUUACGGACUUGUGUCGUUGCCACCCACGCCGCAAAGUAACCAAGAACGAAUUCAAUUAACUAUUUCCUGCCCUGAUGGUCUUGCCCACGGCUUGAGCGAACAAAAUAUAAGACUUUAUCAGAUAGUACAAGAACAUAAAUUACGCGAGGAAACUCUUCUACGAGAAAUACAUAGCAUGCGAUUGGCUUUGUUGGAAAAAGGUUGUCCCAGCUGUAAUAGUAUCGUUUCGGCUAAUAUGGAACAUGAAAAUGGAUCAGAUAUCGUUGAAAACGCUUCAACUUGUUCCUGGGAAGCCGUAGAAGAGCGUUGUGGUCCUUCGUCAUUGGUCCCGACUUCGAACCAAGAAAAAAAGGCAUCCAGUGUCCUUUGGGUACCAGAUCAUGCUGUUUCACGUUGCUCCAGUUGUCAAACUGAGUUCUGGCUUGGAAGAAGAAGACAUCAUUGUCGAUCCUGUGGAGAAAUUUUUUGUGCUGACUGUUCGGAAUAUUGGGCGCCCUUACCAUUCGAAAAGCUUUUUAAUCCAGUAAGGCUAUGUGGUUCUUGCUACACGAUCGUCACAACAGAUGUUCAUGGAAAUGCUGCUGUUCCCUUAAAGCACUCAUUAAACGAAGCAACACAAUGUUCUGCAAAUACCUGAUAAUAUUUCCAAUAAAAUUAAGGCUCCUUUGUUGUAUCAUUAUGUAAAUUUAAUUAUAUAUACCUAUAUAUACA
Molecule: messenger RNA, 4025 nt
Organism: Drosophila bipectinata
Lineage: Eukaryota; Metazoa; Arthropoda; Insecta; Diptera; Drosophilidae
Product: phosphatidylinositol-3,5-bisphosphate 3-phosphatase MTMR3
Biological process (GO): regulation of autophagy; phosphatidylinositol dephosphorylation
Cellular component (GO): membrane; cytoplasm
Molecular function (GO): metal ion binding; phosphatidylinositol-3,5-bisphosphate 3-phosphatase activity; protein phosphatase binding
Source: RefSeq, a predicted model, not a curated record